AGCUUAAAGGAUUCUGGUCCUUUUUACAAAUACUUCAAGUAGGAAUUCCAUCAUCAUAAAUAUUAAUAUUAGUGAAAAAAGGUAUACUCUUCUGGGGGCUCAGGGUUAGCUUUUUGUUUUCCAGAUGCACUAACCUCGCCUACCAGAGGCCCUGCACACGUAAUUAAAGCCUUGAAAGCGAAGCCUAGAAAUUUUGGACUGUUUCUUCAAGGCCCAGAGUUCUAACCUGAUCUCACACUUUAGCGGCGAAGCCUGAGUUGUUUGUUUUUCUUUUCUCCCCAUCAAUUAUAGCGGCCUGUUCCAGGCUGGGGGAGGUGCAGGGAACGUGAGGGAAAGAAAAAGAGUGAGACUGAUGGAGGGAGAGACCAAAGUAGUUGGCUUUAAAGAGUGAAAGAGAUGCUCGAAAACAGGUAAAACCAGAACUGAGCACAACGCCGUGGACACAGACAGACGAGGAUUUGGUUUUAAGGAGGUGGUCGGCCUUGUUUCCAAACUUUGCUGCGUCCCUUUUUUUUCUCCCCCUCCCUGUUUUUCUUUCUCUCUGGGGUUGUCAUGCAGUGGGACAGCGAGAGGGGCAGACACGCUCUCUGUGAUCCAACGCGGCAUGUUUCAUGUCCGCUUGGCACAGGCGCAGAUCCCCCCGGCUGGCAAACUCUUUUCAGGGCAACCUCCUGUAAUUAGGGGGCUGGGGUGUACCACACUGUGCAGCAUAGCUCUCCUUCUCAUUCUCUGGGUUUUUAAGCUCUUUCCAGCUCAGAACCUCUGAAAUCCAUAUUUCUUUCUCCUCGUAUCAGCUCACCCUUCUUUAUCCCCUUGCGUCUCAAUAGGUUCUUCCUUUCUUCUGCUCUCCUUUUCCGCUGUCCUCUCACUUUUUAGGGUGAACUUCUUUCACUCAAGACAACCAUCAAGCGUUAGGAAGGCGUUUAGACGUAGAUAAAUGCACGUGAACAAUGCUUUUCCAUGAGCUCAGAGCAUUUGAAUCCAUAUCUGCGGCUCGGAGCAGCGCAGUAGAAGAUUUCGGGGCAUCAGAAAGCUGGUUUUGCUAACUAACAGGGCACAUCUGUUUCGCAGAAGCAGCCAAUGAGAAGCCGUGUUAGUCAUUUCUCUUGGCGAGACACGGCCUUGUGUGAAGUGCCUUCAAAACCAACACUGGUGAAGGCCAAGGGCGUUGGUCAAUAUACAUGUGUGUUCCUUUCUGGCAGUCGGGUGAGUACAGAGCUCCGCUACACCAAGGAGAAGCAGGGAGAGGAGUCGGUGUUUACCUCACAGAUGCUCAUUCAGACCCCCAAAGAAGAGGGUGCUGAUGUUCUUACCCAGGAGGCUUUGCUGGUUCAUAUGGAAGCCGCUCUGGCUGCCAGCAGGGUGCAGGUGUCACUGUUUGGAAAAUCAUGGGAUCUUAAUAAAAUAUGCUACAAAUCUGGAGUUCCCAUCAUAGAAAAUGUCAUGAUUGAAAGGAUGAUUGACAAGCUUUUCCCCUGUAUGAUAAUCACACCUUUGGACUGUUUCUGGGAAGGGGCCAAACUACAAGGAGGUUCUGCCUAUUUACCGGGCAUGCCAGAUAUCCAGUGGAUGAAUUUAGAUCCUGUCAAACUGAUGGAGGAGCUAAGCCAGUUCACUUCCCUGGAAGGGUUUAAAGAGAUGCUGGACAAAGCCCAGGUGGGACACGCCUACAUGAACAGGCCGUGUCUCGACCCGUCAGACCCAGACUGUCCUCUCAGUGCGCCCAAUAAGGAACUAGAAGAGAGUCCUGACAUUGCUGGGCGUCUCCAGGGUGGUUGUCAUGGUUUCAGCCGGAAGUUCAUGCACUGGCAGGAGGAGCUCAUCCUGGGAGGGCGGGUCAAAAGCAGCCAGGAUACUCUACUGAGUGCGGAAGCUCUCCAAAGCAUGUUCCUGUUGAUGAGUCCCAAACAGCUGUACGAGCACUUUAAAGACGACUACGAGAUCCACGACAUCAACUGGAACGAAGAAAAGGCCACUGCUAUCCUCGAGUCCUGGCAGAGGAAGUUUGUGGAGGUGGUUCACCAGAGCGUCCCAUCCAACUCCACGCAGUCCAUCCACGCUUUCUCGACCACAACCCUCAAUGACAUCAUGAAGUCCUUCUCUGAUGUCAGCGCUAUCAGGGUGGCUGGAGGAUACUUGCUCAUGCUGGCCUAUGCGUGCGUAACAAUGCUCAGAUGGGACUGUGCCAAGUCCCAGGGGGCUGUUGGACUGGCGGGAGUGCUGUUGGUGGCCCUGUCUGUGGCAGCAGGUCUGGGUCUCUGCUCUCUCCUUGGUCUCUCCUUCAAUGCUGCAACCACACAGGUGCUUCCCUUCCUGGCGCUAGGAAUUGGCGUGGAUGACGUGUUUCUGUUGGCUCACUCCUUCACAGAAACAGGAAGUAAUAUCCCCUUUAAGGAGCGGACCGGAGAUUGUUUACGUCGCACGGGCACCAGCGUGGCUCUGACAUCUAUAAACAACAUGAUCGCCUUUUUCAUGGCCGCCCUCGUGCCCAUUCCUGCUUUGAGAGCUUUCUCGUUGCAGGCGGCCAUAGUGAUGGUGUUCAACUUUGCCAUGGUGCUGCUCAUCUUCCCUGCCAUCCUCAGUUUGGACCUCCAUAGGCGGGAAGACAAGCGCUUGGACAUCCUCUGCUGCUUGUACAGUCCGUGCUCCGAUCGCGUCAUCCACCUCUCGUCUCAUGAGUUGUCGGACGCUGGCGAGCAGCCUCAAGCUUCCACGACAGGGGCGUCGCAUCCACACCAGUACACAGCCGGUUCCACAAUCACCACCAGCACCCAAAUCACCACAACGGUGCAGGCGUUCACGCAGUGUGAUGCAGCGGGGCAGCAUAUUGUCACGAUACUGCCUCCAACGUCACAGAUCUCCACCAGCCCUGCCUCCAUCAUCGUCUGUCCCACCUCACAGUCUCAAGCCAUCUCGCCUUCCCCUACCACCACCCCUGUGUCAGACCCCUACGGCUCCCAGCUCUUCACCCCUACCUCCAGCUCCACACGGGAUCUCCUUGCCCAGGUGGAAGACUCCAAAUCUGGGAAGAAGUGUGUCCCUCUCCCUUUCCUGCACUGGAACCUGUCCAGUUUUGCCAGAGAAAAAUAUGCCCCUUUGCUCCUGAAGCCAAAAAGCAAAGUCAUAGUUGUUGCUCUCUUCCUGGGAUUACUGGGUCUCAGUCUGUAUGGGACCACCAUGGUGCACGACGGCCUUUACCUGACUGACAUUGUGCCCCGUGACACCAAGGAGUAUGACUUUAUCGAUGCCCAGUUUAAGUACUUCUCCUUUUACAACAUGUACCUUGUGACCAUGGAUGGAUUUGACUACGCUCGAUCUCAGCGGUUGUUGAUUCAGCUGCACAAUGCCUUCAACUCCGUUAGAUACGUGGUCAGAGAUGACAACAACAGGUUACCACGCAUGUGGCUGCACUACUUCCAGGACUGGCUUAAAGGUCUUCAGUCUGCUUUUGAUGCUGACUGGCAGGCAGGCAGGAUCACCGCUGACAGCUACAGGAACGGCACGGAGGAUGGAGCUCUGGCGUACAAGCUUCUCAUUCAAACCGGCUCCAAGAAAGAACCUUUCAACUACAGCCAGCUGACCACCCGCCAGCUGGUGGAUGCCGACGGUCUGAUCCCCUCAGAGGUGUUUUACAUCUACCUGACAGUUUGGGUCAGCAACGAUCCUCUGGGCUACGCCGCAUCCCAAGCUAACUUCUACCCCCACCCCAGAGAGUGGAUUCAUGACAAGUACGACACUACGGGGGAAAAUCUGCGCAUUCAAGCUGCAGAACCUCUGGAGUUUGCUCAGUUCCCCUUUUACCUGAAUGGCCUUCGCCAGGCCAGUGACUUUGUGGAGGCCAUUGAGAGUGUGAGAGCCAUCUGCGAUGAGUUUAGUCGCAAGGGUGUGCUCAACUACCCAAAUGGAUACCCCUUCUUGUUCUGGGAGCAGUACAUCGGCCUCAGACACUGGUUCCUGCUGUCCAUCAGUGUUGUCCUAGCCUGCACUUUCCUGGUGUGUGCACUUCUCCUGCUCAACCCCUGGACAGCUGGCAUCAUUGUGUUUAUCUUGGCCAUGAUGACUGUGGAGUUGUUUGGUAUCAUGGGCCUGAUUGGCAUCAAGCUCAGUGCCAUUCCCGUGGUCAUCCUGAUCGCCUCGGUGGGCAUCGGAGUGGAGUUUACUGUUCAUAUUGCUUUGGGCUUCCUGACAGCGAUUGGCAACAGGAACAAGCGCUCGGCGGUGGCGUUGGAGCACAUGUUCGCCCCAGUGGUUGACGGAGCCAUCUCCACACUGCUGGGUGUUCUCAUGCUGGCAGGGUCAGAGUUUGACUUCAUCAUGAGGUAUUUCUUUGCAGUCCUGGCCAUCCUGACUGUUCUGGGAAUGCUGAAUGGUUUAGUCCUCCUCCCAGUUCUCCUCUCUAUGAUGGGCCCUCCAGCUGAAGUCACACCCGUUGACAAUGCCAGCUGCCUGCCAGCACCUUCCCCUGAACCUCCGCUGCCUCCUCCAAUGACCCACCAUGGGUUCUACACAGGCCACCACAACCCGCCGUCGGCGUGUCAGCAAGCCUUUUCAGAGUCAUCCGAUUCAGAAUACUACUCUGAACUGACCACAACGUCGGGAAUCGGAGAGGAGGAUUAUAAGUACUGUGAUCGGAGUGCAUUACAAGGUUUGCACACCGGCGUUCCUCCCGCAACAUCACACAUCCUGCUGGAAGCCAGCAAAAACCCCAGCUUCCCCAAACUCAAGGUGGUGAAGCCUUUCAGGGAAAGUACCGUCGGUGGGAGGGUGGAACCCAAGUGCGAAUUCUCCCACAAUGCACAUUCACCUCUCGGCUCCCAGGUUACCUGCUGGGAUGGAAACAAGCAGGAGCGGCAGAGCGGUCUUCCGAGACUGCAGGCCCAGCCUGCUCAAAAUGUACCCAGCAACAGAGCUCACUUUCCUGGAAGGACUCCUCAAAGCGGCCCCAGGCUUCAGAACAGCAGAGGGCCUCAGCCAAACAGGACUAAAGGGCCGAGCUACAGUCACAGCAACUCUGCACAACAAGGCUCUGCUGGGGGACCUGUUACCAUGGUUACAGCCACCGCCUCUGUGACAGUGGCUGUGCAUCCAACCUUACCAGGGGCGGUGUACCAAGGCUACAUGCAUGAAAGUUUUGACAUGGACAGUGAGUUGGACUGUUUUGAAGCUGCUAAAAGGACUUGUGGAGACAAAACAAACUACUCUUCAUGUAAGAGAGACUCUCUAGAGCUGCAGGACUUGGAGGAGACUCAGAAAAACACAAGGUGAACGGAGGAUCCAGGCAUCCAAAGCCUGCUAGACCCUUUCACACACCGUGUCCUCUCACGUCAAGUCUCUCAACCUGUACAUAGACUACACACAGACAACAGAGGACUCACAUCAAGGACAUAAAUCUAUGAUAUAAAUCUACGAGUAUAUAUUUUAAUACUAAAAACAAGGGAAGCUAUUUAAGAGUACUGUAUAACUUUGGGUAUACUCUUGUGUAAAGAUGUAAAAGAUUAUUUUUAUGUUGGGUGGUUUGAAUUUUUCUUUUCCACCUCGUUGUAUAGAAUAAGAAAUGCUCUAUAUGUUUUCACAGAGAAGUGAGAUCUUAUUAAGGUAUUAGGCUAUUGAGCAUACAUGGUCAGUGUUUUAUAAUGAUGUUUGUUUUGCUGCUACACUUCAGAAUGACUUCUUUUAGUCAAUUUGCCUUAAAAAGUGCAGUACCCAACCCUAAUUUAAGGCGAGUAAAUACCUUUCACAGUAUUACGCUGUGAGAAACUGCAUCUUGACACACUCGUCUGUGUGUUUGCCUUUCACAGCACGCAGAUACUGUUCACCGGACAGCAGUAACCGCCGUGCCUUUCGUACGUCAUUAUCGCAACGUUUCAAGCUCAGUAUUAAAUCCUCACGUUGUUGUAAAUGUGUGUUUGUCUUGUUCAGAUGCAGGGGGAAAAAAAUGUUAUUCAUCACCCUCUGGUUUAAUGUUGCCACCAUUCUAACAGCAUCACACCGAACCCUGAUCAUGUUUUUAUUUAUUACUAAAUCUGAGUCAGGUUGUCCCACCGUCCUCUGCAGUUUGAAACUACUUGAAGGGACUGUGAUGCGUUUUUUCUUCUUCUUCUGCAGUUUCUUGUAAGCUCUAAUAUGGGCGGUGUUUAUUUUUGUCACCUUGUGUUAUUUUUGAAAAGGGAAUUGUAAAAUGCAAAGGGAUUUAUUUUAUUUAUUUUCACCUUUUUCUUUGCCGACUGCUUUUAGAGGUGUAAAAGUGCCGCGUUGUCGCGACUCGCCAAUGUUUCCACACCAGUUGCUUUGACUCGCUUUCUAAUUUCUCUUGAUAAAGUAAAACUCACACGUUUCUUUUUUUUCUUUUUGUUUAUUUUAGGAUUCUCAAUCAGCUCGCUGCACAAACUAUCACACGUUCAGUAUUGGUCUCGUCACUGCCAGGUUAAAACUGCAGGGAUAAACGUGCAGAUCUGUCGUUUUUGUGUCACAAUUUUACUGGCAGCUGUUUUUAUUUUUGUAAAUAUGAAAGAGGAGUCAAGUAGCUACUGCAGUUUUGAAUAAUAAAGCAAUAAAAGCACCAUCUACAUUUCAGUCUGGCGAUUUGGAGGUGAUGUCACAUCCUGGUGAGGGGGGGUUUGUGGGGGGGAGGGAAAGCUCCUGCAUUGGUUUAUUUCAAAAGAACUGUUAAUGUCAUGCCAUAUAAAUUAUUUAUAAUAAAAUUUUUAUUUUUGUAGUUUGUACAGAUGCUAGUAUGUAGACUGAAGUUCUAUUUUUAAAGAGUAAAUAUAUAUUAUAUAUAUAAAUAUAUAUAAUUAUAUCUAUUUGUUGCUGCGUUUGUUCAAUUAUUUUUUUGUUUGUUUUUUUUUUGGAGGGAGGGGAUGACUACAGAUGACUGCAGAGGCCCUUUGUUGUUGUUUUUGUUUGUUUGUUUGGAGCAAAGGGGGCAGUAUGAGGACAAUGAAGGAGAAGGUGUGUGUAGGAAAAUGUUACACCAUUUGUUUUACUCCUUCCUUCUUCAUUGUCAUUUUAAGAUGUUCUUGUCCACGUCUGAAACACUGUGACUUCUGAAAACUAUGCUCAAGAAAAACUCAUAUGUGACCGUGAUGUUCCCUCACCUGUUAUAGAAAUUGAACUAACAAAAUAAAUUCAAUGAAAAUGUGA
Nothobranchius furzeri (turquoise killifish) is the source of this 7143-nucleotide messenger RNA. Lineage: Eukaryota; Metazoa; Chordata; Actinopteri; Cyprinodontiformes; Nothobranchiidae. The record is from RefSeq and is a predicted model, not a curated record.